Peromyscus californicus insignis is the source of this 2260-nucleotide messenger RNA. Its product is annotated as nucleolin-like. Gene Ontology annotation, biological process: positive regulation of mRNA splicing, via spliceosome. Gene Ontology annotation, cellular component: spliceosomal complex. Lineage: Eukaryota; Metazoa; Chordata; Mammalia; Rodentia; Cricetidae. Gene Ontology annotation, molecular function: RNA binding. The record is from RefSeq and is a predicted model, not a curated record.
AUGGGGACCAUGAAAAUGCAAGGCAGCCUGACACCUCCAGAAGCCGGCAAAACCCACGGUGACUCCAAGAAAAUGGCUCCUCCCCCAAAGGAGGUGGAAGAAGACAGUGAAGAUGAAGAAAUGUCAGAAGAUGAAGAAGAUGACAGCAGUGGAGAAGAGGUUGUAAUCCCUCAGAAAAAAGGCAAGAAGGCUACCACAACUCCAGCAAAGAAGGUAGUUGUUUCACAAACAAAAAAGGUUGCAGUUCCCACACCAGCUAAGAAAGCUGUUGCUACCCCUGGCAAAAAGGCAGCAGCCACCCCAGCCAAGAAGGCAGUUACACCAGCUAAAGCGGCAUUACCUGGUAAGAAGGGAGCUAUCAAUCACUCCAGCCAAGGAUGGAAUGGUAAGAAGGAAGACAGUGAUGAGGAUGAGGAUGAUGAGGAAGAGGAUGACAGUGAAGAUGAAGAUGAUGAGGAAGAGGAUGAAUUUGAGCCACCAGUAGUGAAAGGAGUGAAACCAUCUAAAGUAGCUGCUACUGCUCCGGCCUCAGAGGAUGAGGAUGAAGACGAGGAUGAGGAAGAUGACGAUGAAGAAGCAGCUAUGGAGAUCACACCUGCUAAAGGAAAGAAAGCUCCUGCAAAACUUGUUCCUGUGAAAGCCAAGAAUGUGGCUGAAGAGGAGGAGGAGGAGGAUGACGAUGAUGAAGAGGAGGAGGAAGAAGAUGAGGAAGAGGAAGAAGAGGAAGAUCCUGUUAAAGCAGCACCUGGAAAAUGGAAGAAGGAAAUGACCAAACAGAAAGAAGUUCCUGAAGCCAAGAAACAGAAAGUGGAAGGCUCAGAAUCAACUACACCCUUCAGUCUAUUCAUUGGAAACCUUAAUCCAAACAAGUCUGUUGCUGAAUUAAAAGUUGCCAUUAGUAAACUUUUUGCUAAAAAUGAUCUUGCUGUUGUGGAUGUCAGAACUGGUACAAAUAGGAAAUUUGGUUAUGUGGCCUUUGAGUCAGCUGAAGAAAAGGCCUUGGAGCUCACUGGUUUAAAAGUGUUUGGCAAUGAAAUUAAACUUGAAAAACCAAAAGGAAGAGAUAGUAAGAAAGUUCGAGCUGCAAGAACACUUUUAGCAAAGAACCUUUCUUUCAACAUCACUGAGGAUGAAUUAAAAGAAGUGUUUGAAGAUGCCCUGGAGAUCAGAUUGGUUAGCCACGAUGGGAAGAGUAAAGGGAUUGCUUAUAGUGAAUUUAAAUCUGAAGCUGAUGCAGAGAAGAACUUUGAAGGAAAGCAGGGGGCAAAGAUUGAUGGGCGAUCUGUUUCACUCUACUACCCUGGGAGAAGGGACAAAGGCAAGAAAGAGCUGGAAAGAAUAGAUAGCACUUGGAGUGGUGAACCAAAAACUUUGGUUUUAAGUAACCUUUCCUGUGGUGCAACAGAAGAAAGUCUUCAGGAAGUGUUUGAGAAAGCAACUAUUAUCAAAGUGCCCCAGAACCCACACGGCAAAUCUCAAGUGUAUGCAUUUAUAGAAUUUGCUUCAUUUGAAGAUGCUAAAGAAGCUGUAAACUCCUGUAAUAAAAUGGAAAUUGAGGGCAGAACAAUCAGGCUGGAGUUACAAGGACCCAGGGGAUCACCUAAUGCAAGAAGUCAGCCAUCCAAAACUCUGUUUGUCAAAGGUCUGUCUGAGGAUACCACUGAAGAGACAUUAAAAGAAUCAUUUGAGGGCUCUGUUCGCGCAAGAAUAGUCACUGACCGGGAAACUGGUUCCUCUAAAGGGUUUGGUUUUGUAGACUUCAAUAGUGAGGAAGAUGCCAAAGCUGCCAAGGAGGCCAUGGAAGAUGGAGAAAUUGACGGGAACAAAGUUACCUUGGACUGGGCCAAACCUAAGGGUGAAGGUGGCUUUGGUGGCCAAGGUGGAGGAGGUAGAGGAGGUUUCGGAGGCCGAGGUGGUGGCAGAGGAGGAAGAGGCAGCUUUGGUGGCAGAGGCCGGGGAGGCUUUGGAGGUCGAGGAGGCUUCCGAGGUGGCAGAGGAGGAGGAGAAGGGGGAGACUUCAAGCCACAAGGAAAGAAGACGAAGUUUGAAUAGUUCCUUCCAUCCCAAUUUUUCCCGAUUCAUUUUAAAGAAAGGACUCUGGGGUUUUACACUGUUACCUGUUAAAUGACAGAGCCUUUUAAAGGACAUUUCAAAAGAUUUUUUUUCCUACAAUUAAUUUUUUUUUGCAUUGGGGGUUGUAAAAGAAUGUUUAUCAUGUUUUUUGCUUCAGUGACUUUAAGACAAAUUAAAAGUCCUAAAC